AACAUACUUACCUGGACGGGGUCAACGGUUGAUCAAGAAGGUCCGUGGCCUAGGCUAGUGGCCCCCAUUGCACUUAGGGGGUGCGCUGGCUUACCAUCUGCCCACGUGGCAGAGUGGACGUCAUAAUUUGUGGUAGAGGGGGUACGCGCACGCGCGGCCCCUGCCAAUUUUAUAAUAUCUAAAUUUAUAAUUAUUAUUUUUUAUUUUUACCAUUAAUUACUACGUUUAUGAAUUAUUAUUUAAAAUCAACUUAAUAAAAGAAAUAAAUAAAUAAAUUCUCUAUUUAUCUUAUAUAAUAAUAUUGUGUCCAGAUAGUCACUAUUUUAGUGGUGGUUAUCUAUGCAUCAUCAUCAGUAUGCUCUUCUUUGUUCUUCUUCUCAUCGUCUUGUUCCUCUUCGAUCUUCGUUGAUCCAAUCGAGGAAGCUCGGUGGAUUGGUUGAAUGUUAUCGGUAUGAUGUCUUCUUCUAUCGUCGGCGUUUUGGUGUCAAUUGGAGCUUUAAGGAGGAGAAGUGGAAGGAGAACCAGAGGAGGAGGGGUUCGGCGUGCGUCGCUGUGAGAGCGAGCAGGAGAGAGUCUCCUUAUGAGGUGCUUGGUGUCUCUACCUCGGCUUCUCUUCAGGAAAUCAAGAGGGCUUACCGGAAACUCGCCCUCAAAUACCACCCUGAUGUUAACAAGGAGCCGAACGCCCAGGAGAAAUUCAUGCGAAUUAAACAUGCAUACAAUACAUUGCUGAAUCCAGACUCCAAGUACAAAUAUGCUUAUAGUAGUAGUUCAGAUUAUGCUCAGACAUCGGAAAGGAACAGAAAGACCACUGCUCAGGAAGAAGAUUUCUAUGGGUUCGGGGACUUUUUCCAGGAUUUGCAGAAGGAAUUUCAGAAUUGGGAAGCAGACAUUAAUUCUCAAGAUAAACCGAAAAGCUUGUGGGAGGAAUUAGCGGAAAUAGGUGAGGAGUUUGUUGAAUUCUUAGAGAAGGAAUUGAAUAUCAAUGAUAUAAGUCCUGAGGAAGCUGGGGGCACUGAUGAAUUUUCCAAGGAUAAUUCAAAUGCAAAGCCUGGAGUAGAACAGAGGAAUAAUGGUGGGGAGAUGGAUAGCAGUAUUGAAGAUAGCAUUGAUGAAAUUGAAGCAGCUCUCCAACAGCUAAAAAAGGAGUUAGGGCUUUAAUAGUUAGUCCAGAAGAUCACACUCAUCAUAAUGUGUGUUUGUAUUCAUGAUGCUAAAAUUUUCCUUAAAAGAAUUUUCCAAAUUCCAGGUUCAGAGCAUCUAGGACUGCACGCUGAAGCUGUAACCUGUAAAUACACGCACUAUUUUUUUGCUCUUGUAACAUUCACCAGAAUUCAUCAAUUGAAUUUAUAGCUUUGCUGGCCUC
This is a messenger RNA of Dioscorea cayenensis subsp. rotundata (Guinea yam), 1366 nucleotides long. RefSeq names its product chaperone protein DnaJ. The record is from RefSeq and is a predicted model, not a curated record. Gene Ontology annotation, biological process: protein refolding. NCBI's taxonomy places the organism in Eukaryota, Viridiplantae, Streptophyta, Magnoliopsida, Dioscoreales, Dioscoreaceae. Gene Ontology annotation, cellular component: cytoplasm.